Molecule: messenger RNA, 5011 nt
Organism: Saccostrea cuccullata (small rock oyster)
Lineage: Eukaryota; Metazoa; Mollusca; Bivalvia; Ostreida; Ostreidae
Exons: 23
Coding region: 701-3991 (1096 amino acids)
Biological process (GO): cell adhesion; extracellular matrix organization
Cellular component (GO): extracellular matrix
Molecular function (GO): cell adhesion molecule binding
Source: RefSeq, a predicted model, not a curated record
UUUGGAGAUAGUUUGACCUUUUGUUAAACAAGUGACUUCGACUUGAAACACCAAAAAUCUGACAUUUGAGGAUAAAAGGCAAAGCGACAUCUUAUACUGAGAAGAUGCUAAGACGUACACGGAUUUCUCAAGAACUCCGAAAGUGAGAGGAAAAAGGAGAAAGGAGGGAAAAACAUCGAUGCCAUUAGACUGAAGUGUUUCCUAGCGUUUCCACACAAAUAUUUUUUGGAUCAUUUUUCGGCUGGCGUACUUAUGCCCACAAUAACCAUUCCAAACAAAUGAUCCUUUAAUAAAGAACGAUAAUUUCUUGGAGAAGUGGACAACUGUUUCUAUGUCCAUUGUGUACAUUUGACCUAAUUACAAGGUCACGCCUUAAUGACACACACAGAGCUUAACGUAGGGAGUGGAUCUUCUCUUACAAUUACUGCCGGUCAUUAAUAGACGUAUACCAGGGUUUUUGUAUGGUAACGAGGAAUAUAUUUUAUUGAUUUGUCUCAGUGGGGAAUUCUGCCGUCAUCACGUGACGUUUCCCCCGAAAAUCUUCUAAGUGUUCACUGUCGUUAAUCAUGGGAUAAACUUUCUCAGAAACCACUUCAACUCGAAAAUCACAAGACGAAGACAACAACGCAGAGGUUGCUUUUUUAACCAUGGUUUUUGUGUAAUUCAAAUUCAUUGCUUUAAGAAUUUGUGCUUUUGUACCAUGAUGUGUUCAAGGAAGUUCUGUGGCCAAAGACAUAUUGGACUGUUGGUCUGUGUGCUUGUGUGUGUAAUUGGAUUUAUUACGUCAUCUUCUGACGUUACCAGAUCAAAGACAAUCAGACAGCUAAUUAGUGAAAUCAACCGACUAAGAGGGGCAGACGACAUCAUUUUGAAGAAUGACCUUGGAAGUCAGUACGAGCAACCUGACAUCACGGCCUUCGUCCCGUCCUCCGAGAUCUUCUGGAGAUUUAAGAACGUCCAAUCAAAAUACGGCCUCGAUUUGGAUAAUAGAGAGAGCGUCACCACUCUGAUGCUGUAUCACAUCGGAAGGGGGAGGGUACUCUCGAAUGAAAUCAUUGACGGCCAAACCAUCAUCUCUAAACAUCCGUCAAACUACAAUCUGAGAUUUAAUAUCUAUCAUAGCGGAGGCGAGAAGAUUUUUACGGUAAAUGGCGCUGAACUCUUGGUGCGGGAUAUUGUUGGCAGCAAUGGCAUCCUGUACAUUAUAGACCGGAUAUUGGCCCCAGUGUCUAGUGCAAAAACCUUACACGACUAUCUUCUCUAUCCGGAUCUGCCCGGAUACCAGUUUCAGUCCAUUGCCCGGGCCUCAAUCAUUGACCCGGAUAUGAAGGCGAAGACCAACCAUAUUGAGCAUCAGUUUACGUCCUUUGUUCCACCGGAUGCUGUGUUGUUCCCUAUGCCGUCUUACGCUCAGGAUAUUUUAUUUUUCAACACAACUCUGUUAAAAUAUACUAUCCAUGCCCAUAUUGUUGAGGAUGAGAUAGUGUUUAUUCCUGCGAGAGGGGAACUGAAAGAUCUACAGAGCAAACGGGGAACCUUACAUUUUACCAGGGAGGGCGAGGAUGUGUAUGUUCAAAAUAACAGGAUCCGCGCCCGGGUUGUACUUCCUAAUAUUCCCGUUGCUAAUGGCGUUGUCCACGUGAUCGAUCAUAUUCUGUACUUCAUAUAUAAAACAGUGUUUGUCAGAACUAACACAACUCAGGCAUUGAGUAUAUUUGCCAGUCACCUCCACGGAAUCCCUGGGGACCUCCUGUCCCACAUUCAGAGUACCUCAGAAACCUUCACCUUCUUUGCCCCCAAUAAUGAGGCCUUCGCUAAGAUCCCCAGGACAUUCCAGCAGCGCCUGGGUCAGGACGAUAAACUCAGGAGCGAGGUUCUGGGAUCACAUAUUGUCAAAGGCCUGGAUCUUAGUUCUUCUGAUCUUACUGAUGGCAAGACAUUUAAAACCAUCAACAACUUCACCCUAUCCAUAAGGAAGUUUAAUGGAGAUAUCUAUGUAAAACAUGACAACAUACUGGCAAAAAUUGUACAAGCAGAUAUAGGAUGUACGAAUGGUGUCAUACAUAUUGUGUCCAGCGUGCUCCGUCUGCACCAAUUCACAGUUUUAGAUGCAAUCAAGGGAAACAAUCAACUGCUAAGAAUUAGUGAAAUGCUGAAGGAUUUCACUGUCCUGGAGGGCAUUCUCUCUGGGGAUACAAGUCUUGGCGGAAAAGUGACGGUGUUCAUGCCCUCUGACCUUACAAUCAUGAGUCUGCGCAAUGACACCCGCAAAAAUAUCUUUGAGAAGCAACCUGAAAAAGCACUGAAGGCUUUAAGAGGACAUAUCAUUGAAGGCGAAGCUUUGUCAUCAACAGAAAUCUACAGUACUGUGCUGAAGUAUACAUUUGGUGGACAGAGAGUGGAAAUAACCAAUGUCGACAAUGCAUUUACUGUUGAGGGAAGUCAUGUCAUGGCUAAAGUCAUCACUCAGGACAUCUGGUGUUCCAAUGGCGUGUUACACAUCAUAGACAACGUAUUACACAUCCCAACCAGAAAUAUAAUGGACGAACUGGCCCGGCAUGGAGAUGUUAGCUCCAUAUCUAACAUUCUGCGGUUGGAAGGAAUGAAGGAACUGUCUCACGCACUGACGAAUGAAGACAGUCACUUUACAAUGUUUGUUCCAAUCAACACCGCCUUCUCCGCCAUUCCUAGGUCACGUGCUGAUACCCUAUUCGCAAAUUCAACCUUAUUCCAAAAUGUUCUGAAAGCACAUGUUACAUCAACUGGUAGUAAAUAUACCAGCGAUCUCUAUGAUGGAAUAAGCAUGAAGGCAGAGGAGGAAGUUUUACAUAUAACACGAAUUUCUACAGAUGUGUUCAUUACAAACAACAAUGUGAGGACUCGCAUCAUAAGACCUGACAUCCCUGCCAUCAAUGGAAUCAUCCACGUGGUUGAUACCAUUAUGUACUAUCCAUUCUACGUUGCUGCCGAGGUCAUGUAUAACAAUCCGAAACUGAGGAUAUUUUAUGACUUGAUGAAGAAUCUGUCGGAUUUCUCUAACCUCCUACAGGAUGAGUAUAGCAGAAUGACGGUGUUCGCUCCGUCCUCUAAAUAUUUAUAUUCAUUGUCAUCGAAUGAUCUACAGAGAAUGUCAUCAAAUCCACAGGUCCUCAGAAAAAUUUUUAAAGGCCAUGUCAUUCCAAAUGGGCUGCUGGAUAGUAAAUUCAUUAGAGAACAUAUGCAACACAAGUUCACGUUUAGAUCCACCUAUGGAAUUCCAUUUACGUUUGAAAAACAGAGUACAGUUGAAGGGACGUCAAUUGAUGCGGGAUUUAGUAACCUUAGAUAUGAUAUUGACAUAAAUAGAGACGGAGUAGCUUGUAGCAAUGGGGUCAUCUACAUCAUCGAUGGAUUUCUGGAUUACUCCUUUAAAAACAUUAUCGAUGAGAUGAAAGCUCAGGAUAAAUUGAAAGCUUCUCUUCAGAAUAUUAUGGGUAUUUUCCCACCUGGAGUAGAGGAAGAUUUUCGUGACACAAAUAACGAGUUUACGGUGUUUAUGCCGGCCAGUGAGGCCUUCCUAUACUUGUCACAGCCUGAGAUAUCAUACCUCUAUAAUCUUGUGAACACCUCAGAAAAAUAUGAGCUACUUGAACGUCACACAGUAAAUGGUACAGCACUAAGUAUAGAGAGAAUUCGGGCUACAUGUAGUGAUGAAAAUAAAACAGACUGUGUUCUCAAAGUCAAUGUUAUUUUUAAAGAGGAAGACACUCAAGAAAUAGUGCUGGAAUGGAAUGGAGUGCAGUCGAAAAUAAUCCAGUCCAAUAUUCUAGCAAACAAUGGGAUUAUCCACAUCAUAGACAGAAUUUUAUUUAAGGUGGAAGAAGAGUCCACUCUUCCCACAAACACUUUGAGCACUCGCGGAGUGAAUGGAGCUAGUAGGAAUUUCAGUGUGCUAGUUUCGUAUUUUUCAUUAUUAACUACAAUGUGCCUUUUUUACCUCUUGACAAGGUGAUACAAGAAGUAUUUUAGUGAAUCAAAAUUUUGAUUCUGAUAUUGCCAAAAGAAUCCAGUGUUCAAAGAAACGGAUGUCAGAAACUUAUCUCUUAGGUCUGGAAUGCUCCUUGUGUAUUUUAAAUGCAUUCAGGAAUUUGUUAUGAUCGAAAUCACAUUGAUAGAGUGAAAGAAAGAAUGAGAUUGACAAUAACAGAAUAUUGUAUUGACAGCAAUAUGGACGGAGAAUGAAUCUCUCAGAAUAUACCAAGCAAUAUGCUUCUAAUUUUCUUGGACCGAUUGCAAGGAUAAACAGAAACGAAUAGGGCAAAUCCGUAUUUUACCCAAACAUUCCGAUGUCAGAUUAAUGUAACAAGUGUUUUAUCAAUAUGAGUAUGGGGGUAGAAAGAGUUGUAAUUAUUUAUUUUAUGGCACUGAACAGUUGAACAUCCAAUGGACCUUUGUCUCUAUAAUUUAUAUUUGUUAUGCAUGUCUCUCUAGAAUUCCAUUUUAUGUAGUAUUAUUUUUGAUAAUUAUGUGCCUGUAGGUUUUUAAUAGUGAUUUUUAAUUCAUGUAUGAGAGUUGUAUUUUUUGUACUAUAAAAUGUUAAAUGUAGAUAUAUUCUCGUGAUUUUAUUCCUUACUGCUCUUUUAGUGAAACAAAACAUGAACAAAAUAUUUAAGCUUCAAGUGCUAUAAUCAUUAAGUUAAAAAAUAUCAGUAUGAAGCAUGUCUGUAUAUGUUUAUGCACACUGACGAUUUACAUGUAAAUAAAGAAAUUUUACUAGUGUAUGCUAUGUAAGCAACAAAAAAGCAUUCAAAAUUAAGAAUAUAAACUCUGAAUAAUAAUCACUUGAUUCUCGUAGGAAAAUAUAAUUUCAGUUGUGUCAUAAAAUUUUCCGAUAUGUUAAAUUGAUGUUAAUAAAACGUUACUGUAUUAUUUGAUAUAUUUCCAUGUAUGUGCGCAGAUGUGUUUAUUGUGUUUUAUUGAAAUUUGAUGUAUGAAUUUUUGACGUUUUAUAAAUGUUAACAUUUGUAGUUUU